AUGGAGAAUUUCUACGGCAAUACGCUGAUGGGUUCUUACGGUAACGUGCCGCCGGGUUUUCGAUUCCUUCCAACCGAUCAAGAACUGGUCGGUUUCUAUCUUUCCAACAGAGUCGUCGCCGGAAAGAAGUUUAUGGCGUACUGCCGGAGCUUCAUGCACGAGUUCGACCCCUUCGGGGAGAUGGAGCCGUGGGUUAUCUGGGAGAAUUUCGGCGGACGUUCCCUUGUGGAUCAAGACUUGUAUUUGUUCUACGAACUGCAUUAUCUGCCGUCGAGCUACAUCAAACGCACCAUUGACGCCGGAGUCACCUGGAGCCAGAGCUCAUAUAAGAUGGUUAAGGAUUUUGAAGGAAAACCAAUUGGAGAUAAGAGGUGUUUCAAGUAUAAGAACGAGGGGUGUGACCAGGACGGUGGCUGGCUCCUAGAAGAAUACAGUCUUCGUCAAACCCAAGAAAUCGUCGAUGGCAAUGGCUCCGAUCAUAAAUCCCGAACGGUUGUUCUUUGCCGGCUUAAAAAGAAUCCGAGGUGCGCGAACAUGAAAGAUCAUCCAACCCGAGAAUUGAAGGAGAAACCGGAGAACGAGAGAGCAAGGAAAAGUAGUUCUCUUGUGCACGUUGAUGAAAGCAAUAAGAAGAUCAGUGGAACUAAUCAAGAUCAGGAGCAAGAGCGGCAUUGA
This is a messenger RNA of Malus domestica (apple), 675 nucleotides long. Its product is annotated as NAC domain-containing protein 35-like. Gene Ontology annotation, biological process: regulation of DNA-templated transcription. Gene Ontology annotation, molecular function: DNA binding. The record is from RefSeq and is a predicted model, not a curated record. Lineage: Eukaryota; Viridiplantae; Streptophyta; Magnoliopsida; Rosales; Rosaceae.